Messenger RNA from Haliotis rubra (blacklip abalone), 1952 nucleotides. RefSeq names its product beta-2 adrenergic receptor-like. Gene Ontology annotation, molecular function: trace-amine receptor activity. Gene Ontology annotation, cellular component: membrane. The record is from RefSeq and is a predicted model, not a curated record. NCBI's taxonomy places the organism in Eukaryota, Metazoa, Mollusca, Gastropoda, Lepetellida, Haliotidae. Gene Ontology annotation, biological process: G protein-coupled receptor signaling pathway.
AUGGAGAAGAUGAUUGUCAAGGUCAAAGUUUGUGGAAUGGGAACAGAGAUAUUGAUAAGACAGAACAAAAAAUUUGAAGGUCAAGGUUGAAAUCAUGAAAUAGACAGUAAAUAUAUACUCGGUUUGAGCUCAUGGCCCAUCAACUUUAGUUUGCUUCUUCUUGAGGAACAGUUGUCAGCAAGCACUACCAUGGUUCUUGUGGAGGAAAUAGAAAUAAACAUUGCCAAUCAGAACGUGAACAAUGACUUUCCUAGGUUACUGGAAACACAGACGGAGGCGAAUAUUCCUACGCAACCUUGUGUGACAACAAACCCUAAUGCGAUCUGGGAGAUUGAGGAAAUUGUGGGCGUUGUGGUAACAGCCAUAUUGGUGCCGUUCAUUCUUGGAAGCAACUUUUUGGUAAUCCUUGCAGUCAGUAAAUUCAAACGGCUUCAGAUUCCAACGAACUAUUUCCUUGUGUCUUUGGCUGCUGCAGACAUCUUUAUAGCACUCGUCAUACCCUUUGUGAUUAGUGUGGACAUCUUGAAAAACAACAUAUCCGACAUCUUCUUGUGUUUGUCACCAAAUCGCAUUUUGAUGAUGGCAUGUGGGGUGUCCAUUUUGACCUUGGCAGCCAUUGCAUAUGACCGCUACACAGCCCUUGUAAACCCUCUUGAGUAUGUGAGUGUUAUGACUGUGAAGAAGAUUUCAAUUCUAGUGUCCUUAUCUUGGAUCUAUUCAGCUGCAAUUGCUUGGCUGCCAUUGUUUAGCCAUUGGCAUGAAGACAUAGAUAUCGACAAUGAACCUUGCUCAUUUCGACUGCUUCACAGUAAUGCGCAUGUGCUUUUUCUCAGUGCGGUAUUUGCCCCAGCAUGCCUUGCAAUAUUCUUUUGCUAUUUUAGGAUAUAUAUUGUGGCCCGCCAUCAUGCCCCUAUCGCAGCAGUGGAAUCUUCUGUCCGACACAAUAUACAAAUGAGAUAUAUCAUGAAAGAUACCAAAUAUGCCAAAACUCUGGCAUUAGUGAUGGGAGUGUUUCUUUUUCUUUGGCUGCCAUAUUUGACUUGUUUACUCAGUGAAGUUAUUGCAAAUGUGUUUGUUAAUGACUGGAUCAGAAAUUAUUUAUCGUUUUUAGCAUUUCUGAACAGUGGUGUCAAUCCAUGGGUGUAUGCCUUUAAAAACAAUGAAUUUAAAGCAGCCUUCAAGAGAAUAUUCAAGGAACAUUGUGGAAAAUUCAGCAUGUGUCGGUCCCGCGAUCCCCGCCGGCCGAGCGUGAUAUCAGACACCAGUGUGUUCCCUGCGUCAAGCAGUACUGUACGACUCAGUCGGACAAACAGUCGUAUCGCAUCAUCAGAAGUGCUUCAAACUGUUGCCAAACUUGGUGAAGUCACAAACAUUGAAGUUGACAGUCACUUUGGUACAGUGUCAAAGCUGAACAAAGGGUUCAUCCCGGAUCUGCUCAAAAAUCACAUCUCAGGGCCUCAUACCAAAAUAGACGAGUGUCCCGAAGAUGUGUUUACAGAGGUUGUGACGGAGUCAGGUCUCGACAGUGGGGUUGAUGUAGACGACUCAAGGGAAGAUAACAGUAUUGAUGAUAGCACUGAAAAGUAUUGAACAGUGUCGCCAUGAUUGCUCAAUGACAUGGAAAUACAACUGACAGUUAGAAAGAAGAGAAUCUUUCACACAAACAUGAGAAAUCUGAAGGACUCUUCCUCAGGCAUAAGAAGAACACAUGACAAUCAGAUGUGAUUUUUGAACAACUAGUUCGACUUGAUAAUGACUGUUGCAGUCGACAGCUCAAAAGAUGACAACAGAUAUGCACAUUAUAACACUGACUUGUUAAAAUGCUCUUUGUGAUUGUGAGACUGUUUGAUGCUGGGAGUCUGAAUCUCAUUGACAAAUUGACAAAACUGUGGACUUCAUAGCCAUUUCUGAACAACAAGGUUCUGUGACCGAGUCAGGAGCUGUAUCAGGUG